AAUUCAUACCUAAAUAUUCAGGGCCCUACAGUGUUUCGAUGUAUGAAGUUCAUGUAUUACAGCCAGGAUAUUCUUCUGUCAACUCUAAUGGAUCAAUGUGUGCUAAUGGGACAAGUACACUUAUCAUUGGACCUGCCAAAAAAGUAAUUGUUGACACACUAUCACCAUGGGACAGAGAUGCAAUGAUAAACUGUCUUCAGCGUUAUAAUCUAAAGCCUUGCGAAAUUACUCAUGUUGUUUGCACCCAUGGACACCCAGACCAUACAGGAAAUAAUAAUUUGUUCACUGAUGCAAAAUUACAUAUAGUUGGAAACUCUAUCUAUCACAAAGACAUUUAUUAUGAACAUCACUUUGCUAAUGGUACCCCAUAUGAAAUAGACGGCAGGAAGCUAUAUGUUCACCCCACUCCCGGGCACACCCUAGAUAGCACAAGUGUUGUGGUAAACACGAGGAAAGGUCGUGUUUGUAUAGCAGGUGAUCUGUUUGAGAAAGAAGAAGAUAUCAAAGACUCUGGUAUUUGGAAGGAGGCUGGAUCUGAAGAUGAAGCACAACAAAUCAAGAACCGUUCCUUGAUGUUGCUCUUAUCAGAUUUCGUUGUUCCAGGCCAUGGUCCAAUGUUCAAGGUGACUAAUGAAAUGAAGAUAGAAGCACAGACAUCUUUAAAAGAAGUGCCAGAUCUUGAAAACAAGUUUGGACUUUAUCUUCCAAAGACACCAAGGUCUUAAAUGUCAUCAUUUGGAUAAAUCAGACAUUCAGACAGUACAAGUUAAUGUUUUUGUUUCAAGAAAUUGGAGUUGACGAAAUGGUUUGAUUGAAUAGUUUAUUAAAAUUAUAUUGCAAUCACUCAUUUGCAAUUAGUGACAGCUUUCUAUCACACUACUGUUUUUAUUUUCCAUUGUUUAUUUUGUUUGUUUGUUGUGCAAUUGAAUGCCUUUGACAUUGACGAAUUUGGGCAGUACCCUCACCCACAUUUUUCAUCACUACUAUGAGUCCAAAUUCUAAGCCCAAGUUUUUAGUGCUUUAUUGUAUUGUGUUUAAAAUUUAAUCACCUAAAUUUUGCAAAUGUAAGGUAUUAUUCACAGGAUCGUGUUUUGAAUCGUAAAUUUUUAUUACUUGCUCCCUUAUUUAAGUAUUUAAUUUAGUUUUUGUUUAAAAAGUGAUCAUUAUAUACAUAGUUAAUUUGUUUGUAAUAUUAUAUUUUAAGACAGUGAAAAUGAUUUCUAUUUAUUAUUGAACAAGAACAGUA
This is a messenger RNA of Bolinopsis microptera, 1246 nucleotides long. RefSeq names its product metallo-beta-lactamase domain-containing protein 1-like. The record is from RefSeq and is a predicted model, not a curated record. Lineage: Eukaryota; Metazoa; Ctenophora; Tentaculata; Lobata; Bolinopsidae. The transcript has a single exon. Bases 39 to 725 code for a protein of 228 amino acids.